UCUCUGGCAGCAGCUGAAAUGGCGCAGCAAGAAAAUCAACUGGACAGAGAAAGAUUCUGCUGUUCGAUCUGUCUGGAUCUACUGAAGGAUCCGGUGACUACUGUCUGUGGACACAGCUACUGUAAGAGCUGUAUUAACACCCACUGGGACAAAGAGGAGGAGAGAGGAAGCUGCAGCUGUCCUCAGUGUAGACAGACCUUCACACCGAGGCCUGUCCUGGGGAAAAACACCAUAUUAGCUGAUUUAGUGGAGGAGCUGAAGAAGACUGGACUCCAAGCUGCUCCUGCUGAUCACUGCUAUGCUGGACCUGAAGAUGUGGUCUGUGAUGUCUGCACUGGGAGAAAACGGAAAGCUCUCAAGUCGUGUUUGGUUUGUUUGGCCUCUUAUUGUGAAAAACACCUCCAGCCUCAUCUUCAGUCACCUCCACUGAAGAAGCACAAGCUAGUGGAGCCCUCGGAGAAGCUGCAGGAGAACAUCUGCUCUCGUCACAAGGAGGUGAUGAAGAUGUUCUGCCGCACUGAUCAGCAGUGUAUCUGUUAUCUCUGCUCUGUGGAGGAACAUAAAGACCACGACACAGUGUCAGCUGCAGCAGAAAGGACUGAGAGGCAGAGAGAGCUCGGGCUGAGGAGACAAACAAUCCAGCAGAGAGUCCAGGACACAGAGAAACACGUGAAGCUGCUUCAACCGGAGGAGGAGGCCGUCAAUGGCUCUGCUGAUGAAGCAGUGGAUGUCAGUGAGGAGAUCUUCACUGAGCUGAUCCGUCUGCUGGAGAAAAGAAGCUCUGAUGUGAAGCAGCAGAUCAGAUCCCAGCAGGAAACUGAAGUGAGUCGAGUCAGAGAGCUUCAGGAGAGACUGGAGCAGGAGAUCACUGAGCUGAAGAGGAAAGACCAUGAACUGAAGCAGCUCUCCGACACACAGGAUCACAACCAGUUUCUACACAACUACCCCUCACUGUCACCACUCAGUGGAUCUACACACUCAUCCAGCAUCAGGAUCCGUCCUCUGAGGUACUUUGAGGACGUGACAGCAGCUGUGUUACAGGUCGGAGGUCGACUACAGGACAUUCUGAGUGCGACAGAGACAGAGAUUUUACAGAUUGUGUCUCAAGUGGAUGUUUUACUGCCACAACCAGAGCCAGAGACCAGAGCUGGCUUCUUAAAAUAUUCACAGGAAAUCACACUGAAUCCAAACACAGCACACAGAGUUCUGUUAUUAUCUGAGGGAAACAGAAAAGUAACAGGAAUGAGUGAAGAACAGUCUUAUUCUGAUCACCAAGACAGAUUCACUUAUUGGUGUCAGGUCCUGAGUAGAGAGAGUCUGACUGGACGUUGUUACUGGGAGGUGGAGGUUGGGGGGGGAGUAGUUUGUGUAGCAGUCACAUACAAGAAUAUCAGCAGAGCAGGAGACUCACUUGAAUGUGUAUUUGGACACUAUGAUAAAUCUUGUUCAUUAUAUUGUAAUGAAAACAGUUAUAUCUUUUGUUACAACAGCAUCGACACUCCAGUGUCAGGUCCUGUGUCCUCCAGAGUAGGAGUGUACCUGGAUCACAGUGCAGGUGUUCUGUCCUUCUACAGCGUCUCUGACACCAUGACUCUCCUCCACAGAGUCCAGACCACAUUCACUCAGCCUCUCUAUGCUGGAGUUAGUGUUGGUUAUGAAUCCACAGCUGAGUUCUGUAAACUCAAAUAG
Molecule: messenger RNA, 1689 nt
Organism: Limanda limanda (common dab)
Lineage: Eukaryota; Metazoa; Chordata; Actinopteri; Pleuronectiformes; Pleuronectidae
Product: tripartite motif-containing protein 16-like
Exons: 1
Coding region: 19-1689 (556 amino acids)
Molecular function (GO): protein binding; zinc ion binding
Source: RefSeq, a predicted model, not a curated record